AGGUUGGACUAAGUUACUCCAGAGGGUGAAAUUCGACCAAUCGAGGCCUGAUCGAGGCGUGGGAACCUUUGGCACGCGCGGAUUGUGAAGAGUCGAACUCCUGAAGCUCAAUUCCGAAAUCUUCUGGCAACCUCCUGGCGACCUCAAAUGUACUCGCAGCUAUGACGACCACAGCAAACAUAGCGUUCGCGAACCUCGCCUCGACGUUCGUUAAUUUGCCACAAGAGUGGGCAAAUGCGUUGUGGGACCAGCUACAGAACCUACGGUCCGGAAGCGUCAUACUAUCGCUGAAAUGGAAAGACAAGUCGGCGCGACAAGGAUUGAACCGCGAAGUGUUUGUGGCAUGGGCGGGCGGGGCGGCUGCUGCGAAGAGGACAAGUUACCCUGGACAAGCUCCGCAGGGGAAGGAGAAUAGGCUGGAAAUUGAUGCACUGUAUGGGAAGUUGUUGGGGUUGACGGAGGGCCUGCCGGUCGAAGUGGAGUUUUGCAAGAACAUACCGAACGGGACGUCCGUCAAUGUGGAGCCACUUUCUGUGGAUGAUUGGGAGAUUUUGGAGUUACAUGCGGGAUACCUAGAGGAGCAGUUCCUCAAUCAAGUCCGCGUAGUAUGGGAUGGGCAAAUCAUUCCAGUAUGGGUGCAAGGAGGGACGGUCAUCCGAUUACGGAUUGUGGACACGGAACCAACAGCAACCUGCGUGAAGCUCGACACCGACGCCGAAGUCAUCGUCGCACCCAAACAGCGGCGGAAAGUGAGCUUCAAAGAACCAGAGCCAGAGACAAUGACCCCUGUGAAGCACGCCAAGAAAGUCCCAGGACUUCCGUUGCGUUUACUCCCCACGGACGCGCUAGCGCCAGGCGAUGCGAUACACACACCCGCCGCACCAACCAUCUACAUCGGACCAGAAACAGCCCCUUGGGCCUCACAAGAUGGAAGUGUAUUGAAACUCUCCCCCUUUCGGUUCAAAGGAUCUCCAAAGGACAAAUCAGCGAACCAAACGCCAGGGGAUGACGAAACACCCGACAACAAUACAACAACAGCCACAGCAUCCAAAACCCUCUACGUCCGUUGCCACAUCCGCAUGAACAUCCCGAAAGGCCAUUUCUGGGCCACGAAAGCAGUCCGUGAUGCCCUCGAUCUGCACCCCUUCGCCCGCGUCAAAGCGUUUCCCCCAUCUUCCCCCCCGCUCAAGAAGUUCCAGAUCAUCCUUCGUCCUAUCGACUAUGGCGCCGCGGCGUUGAAGUUGAGGGAUGAGACGGCCAAAGAGGAGACGGUGGAGGCGUUUAGGCGGGAGCUGAAGCGGGUCGUGGGCGAUGCGGGGUCGGUUGUGUUGACGCAUGGGACUGUACAGCAUCUUAAUAUACCUGGGAAAGCAAACGGCAACACAACGGUCCUGGUCACAUUGAUCCCGACGGAAGCGUCAACAACACCCGAUGACCAAGUAACGCCUCUCGACAACUAUAUCGAAAUCGAUCACACAAACCAGCAUCAGAUUCCCGUGAAAGUCCAUACCACACUGUCAAUGAAGAAAGCCGCGGAAAAGAGCGCACCUUCGGAACCAGCACCUCGACUGGCGGGAAUAGACGAACUUCUCCACUCGUUAAAGUACCAGGUUAAACAUCGCUUGAUACAGCGCGGGCUUCGCGGGGCUGUGGCUUCUCCCGCACCCGGCAACAUCCUAUUACACGGAUCCCCAGGCGUUGGGAAGACCAGCAUCGUCAAAGCAGUUGUCCAUGCUCUUGGUAUUGAUCCGAGCGUACUAGCCUUCUCAACGUACAUAAACUGCCAAGACCUAGUCCCCGAACGCAUCCCCAAAGUAAAAGACACCCUCCAAGAAGCCAUCUAUAAGGCCGCGUUCCAUUCACCCGCAGUCGUCGUGCUGGAUAACCUUGACCGGCUGAUUCCUGUUGAACAAGAGGGCACAGACGCAUCCCGCACAACCCAACUCUCGUCCCUCUUCCUCGACCUCGCCCUUACCGCCACCUCUCGCCUCGGCAUCGUGCUUCUCUGCACAUCCCUCCAACAAUCCUCGCUUCACGCGUCGGUGAUGACGCAGCAUGUGUUUGGGUAUACCGUGCAUGUGAGGGCGCCGAGCAAGGCGCAGAGGAUGCAGAUAUUGGAAUCGACGUUAUCAAACAACCCAGCUAUCCAACGCCCCACCGCUGGCCUCGACCUUUCCUCCAUCGCCGGCACGACCGAGGGCUACAGCCCCGCCGAUUUAUGUACGCUGACCAAACGGGCGUUGCAUGAGGCUACUGUGCGGGUUUUGCAUGAGUCUGUACGUGAUGGGGUGGAGAAUUCAAGUGAUGGGAAGGGGUAUGGGGGAAAUGGGGGCGUGGAGGUUGGCAAGGAGGAUUAUGAGAAAGCGCAGAGGGGUUAUGUCCCCGCCGGGUUGAAGGGGGUGAAGUUGGAGAAGGAUACGGGGGUUGAGUGGGGUGAUAUUGGAGGACUACAUGCGACGAAACGCACGAUUUUGGAAACCCUCGAAUGGCCCACAAAAUACGCCUCAAUCUUUGCUAACUGUUCGCUGAGGCUGCGGUCCGGCCUCCUCCUCUACGGCUUCCCCGGCUGCGGCAAAACCCUCCUCGCCUCCGCGGUCGCCAAAGAAUGCGGAUUAAACUUCAUCAGCGUCAAAGGACCUGAAUUGCUGAAUAAGUAUAUUGGGGCUAGUGAGCAGAGUGUGAGAGAUGUGUUCGAACGAGCGGCGGCAGCAAAACCGUGUGUGUUGUUUUUGGACGAGUUUGACGCGAUUGCGCCGAGAAGGGGAAAUGAUAACACAGGCGUAACCGACCGCGUAGUGAACCAAAUGCUGACGCAGAUGGACGGCGCGGAGGGGUUGGAUGGGGUUUAUGUUCUCGCCGCGACCAGUCGACCGGAUAUAAUCGACCCAGCCCUCCUCCGCCCCGGCCGGCUUGAUAAGAGCCUGUUGUGUCCGAUGCCCAACUACGCGGAUCGUCUUGAGAUCCUGCAGACAGUCUCUCGCAAACUGACUCUCGCCCCCACAGUCGACCUCCCCAGCCUCGCACGGAGAACGGAGGGUUUCAGCGGCGCAGACCUGCAGGCGCUUGUGUAUAAUGCGCAGCUGGAGGGUGUUCAUGGGGUUAUUGAUCAUGUCGGGGGUGAUGUUAAAGGGGAGGAUGAGACGGGGACAAAAGAAGGGGAGAAGGAGGGGAGGGAUGGGGAGGGGCAGAGGGAGUUUGUCGUUGCGGAACGUGGGAGGGUUGUGGUUUUGGAGAGGGGGGAAAAGGGUGCAAUUGUUGCUAAGAUCGAAGCGAUGGAGAAGAGUGCCAAGACAUCAUCGGAGAACAACGGCCGAUCAGAUACCGACAAAAGCACUCCGACACAUCAGAUAAUCCAAAUAACCCCCGACCACCUCGAAACAGCCCUCUCCACCACCCGCCCCUCCAUCAGCCAAAAAGAAGUGUCACGACUCUCCGGGAUCUACGAGGAGUUUCUGGGGGGUAGGGUGCCUGGUGGGGCUGUUGGUGUGCGGGCUACUUUGAUGUAGAUUUGAUAGAAUGUAGAUGUAUGGGUAGUAUGAGGGUAGAGAACGAUGAAUCGGGA
Molecule: messenger RNA, 3562 nt
Organism: Fimicolochytrium jonesii
Lineage: Eukaryota; Fungi; Chytridiomycota; Chytridiomycetes; Spizellomycetales; Powellomycetaceae
Product: P-loop containing nucleoside triphosphate hydrolase protein
Exons: 16
Coding region: 162-3506 (1114 amino acids)
Biological process (GO): protein import into peroxisome matrix
Cellular component (GO): cytosol; peroxisome; peroxisomal membrane
Molecular function (GO): ATP hydrolysis activity; ATP binding
Source: RefSeq, a predicted model, not a curated record